UCUGGUUGCGUUGCCAAUGGCAGCUCCACUUGUCGGAUCUUGCCCAUGUAGCAGCAGCGUGCCCAUGGACCUCGCCGCCGGAGCCGCCUCCCAUCGCUCGCCGGACUCCCACGUGGCUCCGCCCCCGCACCCGCCAGAGAUGGAUUCAUGUGAGGAUGCAGGAGAGAUGAGGAUCAGUGAAGAAAAGCCAUGCGCAGAUCAGGAGUUAGACACAGAACAGACGAAUAGUUCUAGUCUUAAUAGUUCCAGUGAGUGUGAGAACCAAACACCUAGCAAUGAUGAAAUGGCUGGAUCGGAGUCCAAAUCGGAGGCAGCCAAGACGGAGGGUGACGGAUCGAGUGGAGAGAAGGUCCUGAAGAAACCAGACAAGAUUCUGCCCUGUCCUCGUUGCAACAGCAUGGAUACAAAGUUCUGUUACUACAACAACUACAACAUUAACCAGCCAAGACAUUUUUGCAAGAGUUGUCAGAGAUAUUGGACGGCAGGUGGAAGCAUGAGGAACAUCCCUGUCGGUGCCGGUAGGCGCAAGAGUAAGAGCUCCACUGCAAACUGCCGCAGUAUAUUGAUUCCAGGCAGCAGCCUGGCUGCUCCUGCUGGUGAUGCUUCCGUCUAUCAAGUGUCUAUAAAUGGAAAUCAAAAGGCAACAUCAGUUAAAUUUGGACCUGAUUCCCCUCUCUGCAACUCCAUGACAUCUGUGCUGAAAAUUGGAGAGCAGGGCAAGAAUGCCAAGCCGACCUCAACAGAAGAACCCGAAACCCAGACCUGCAAGGCUCCAGCAACAACUUCAGAUAGUCCCCGGAAUGAAACGGUUAGUGGGCAUCAAAAUGGACUUGUUGGGCACAGUGGAGUCACUCCCAUGCAUCCCAUACCAUGCUUCCCUGGCCCUCCUUUUGUGUACCCAUGGACUCCAGGAUGGAAUGGUAUUCCUGCCAUGGCAGCACCGGUGUGCCCAGCACCAACUGACCCAGCAAAUUCUUCAGACGGUGGAAGCACAGGUAAUGUUCAAUGGAGCAUGCCGCCGGUGAUGCCGGUCCCAGGAUACUGCGGUCCGCCGAUCCCUUUUCCUGUAAUGCCAUCUUCUGUUUGGCCAUUCUUUUCUCCCUGGCCUAAUGGUGCAUGGAGCUCGCCAUGGCUUGGACCCAGUUGCAGCGUGCCGGCAUCGUCUCCCACAAGCACUAGUACAGCAUGUUCAGACAACAACGGCUCUCCUGUCCUAGGAAAGCACUCCAGGGAUUCCAAACCACAAGGAGAUGACAAGGUAGAGAAGAACUUGUGGAUUCCGAAGACGCUUCGGAUCGAUGAUCCCGAUGAAGCUGCAAAGAGCUCAAUUUGGACAACUCUUGGCAUUGAGCCUGGCGACCGUGGCAUGUUCAGACCAUUCCAGUCGAAAGCCGGAACCAGAGAGCAGAUAUCAGGUGCUGCUCGAGUCCUGCAAGCGAAUCCAGCAGCUCUAUCUCGAUCGCAUUCUUUCCAGGAGACAACGUGAUAUGGAGAUUGUUCGUCAAACAUGUUAUUGUUACUACUAUUUAAGGAGGUGCUACAGCCUGGAUGACGAUGAUUGGCGAUGUAGGCGCUGCUGCUGCUAACAUGCAGGCAGCGCGACUGUACUAUUGAAACCUGAUGAAGAGUACUGUUCUUGACAUUUUCUGUAAUCUGCCUGUAGAGCAUGCACCAGUCUACUGGGUUCAUGAUCAGGCUGUCAGCAUGGUGUUUUGUUGUACAACAACAAUGAUAAUAAUAACAAUAAUUGUUAAUAGCUUUGCCUAAAGGAUGCCGCUAUGCUUCUGAUCCAUUGGCU
Oryza brachyantha (malo sina) is the source of this 1798-nucleotide messenger RNA. Its product is annotated as cyclic dof factor 1-like. The record is from RefSeq and is a predicted model, not a curated record. Gene Ontology annotation, molecular function: DNA binding; DNA-binding transcription factor activity. Gene Ontology annotation, biological process: regulation of DNA-templated transcription. Lineage: Eukaryota; Viridiplantae; Streptophyta; Magnoliopsida; Poales; Poaceae. Bases 17 to 1486 code for a protein of 489 amino acids. The transcript has 2 exons.